AGUGAAAAAUCUAUGGGUACUAUAGAUGUGGAAAAGAAGACGGGAGUAUUCUAAAGUUAUAAGCCUGAUUUGCAACCCUAAGGAAAUUCGUUAUGAUGGG
Molecule: messenger RNA, 100 nt
Organism: Dendrobium catenatum
Lineage: Eukaryota; Viridiplantae; Streptophyta; Magnoliopsida; Asparagales; Orchidaceae
Source: RefSeq, a predicted model, not a curated record